Gloeophyllum trabeum ATCC 11539 is the source of this 720-nucleotide messenger RNA. RefSeq lists its product as uncharacterized. Lineage: Eukaryota; Fungi; Basidiomycota; Agaricomycetes; Gloeophyllales; Gloeophyllaceae. The transcript is spliced from 3 exons. The record is from RefSeq and is a predicted model, not a curated record. Bases 12 to 614 code for a protein of 200 amino acids.
CACCCUCGAUCAUGGGCGCUGUAUUCUCCGCUGUUGGUAUGUUCCUCGGGUCCCUCGCCCAGGGGAUCGUCACUGUCAUCACGACGAUCGUCAAUACACUCUAUACGUUAAUUCUUGCGAUAAUUGAAGGAAUCGUGUCCCUCUUGACAUGUCGGUUCGGCAAGAACUCCAAACCAGCACUCGCGACCAGUGGUGCCGUACCAAACGGAUCCGGACAAGCGGGUAAAGCCGCGGCAGGGGCGCAGACUGGCAUGGCAGCUGCUCAGGGAGGAGGGUUAGCGGCUACCGGAGGGGGAAUGGGGAACGUCGGCGGCGCUCCAGUCGCCGCUGGGUACGGCGGACAGCCACAGAUGGCUAUGAACCCCGCGAUGCAGACGAGAGGGGGGAUGAUGCCGAUGGGAGGCGUUGCCCCUCAAGCUCAAGGCCAAAUGAUGGGCGCGGGAGGUGUGUAUCCGCAAGGCCAGAUGAUGAAUACGGGGGGUGUUAUGCCUCCUGCGAAUAUGGCACAGGGAGCGGGAAUGGGGCAAGUCGGAGGGAUGCAGCAGUAUGGAGGAAUGCAACCCAUGCCUGCAACUGGGAUGGUGCAGCCUGGUAUGAGGACAGCGGCGUAUUGAGGCUUCUGCUAUUCUGCCUGGUUGUAAAAAUAUAUUCACGACAUAAUGAUCUUGUAGCCAUAGGUAACUUGUACCUUCAUUAAUCACGUACUUGGAUGGAAUUCAA